AAUUACACAGUUGAGAAAAAGUCACGCAUUCACGAUCCGCCAUGGUAGUACGUGUACGCUUUAGCAUAAAUGGUCUACCAGCAGUGGAGCUGCAGACAUACAACAAAUACUAUAUAGGAACUCGUCAACACUACGAAUUCUGUCUACAGCAUGAGAGCAUCGAGCAGGAUCACGCCGUUAUCCAUUGUGUACGCAAUGGCGAAGUAGAUGUUGUGACCUUAAUGGGUCGUAUUUUUGUGAAUGGGCGUGAGGUGAGAGUACAGGAAUUAACGCAAAGAGAUGCAAAUGAGGAUGGUGUGGUACGCCUUCGUAUUGGGGAUGUUGAGGCUGAAAUGAUUUUUGAAACUGACGAGAGUUCUGAGAAGACUAUCGAUGUACCAACUACCUAUGAAGCACUAUUUGAAAAACGUGAAACUGAAAAUAAGUAGAUGCCAGAUACUGCAUUUUAAAAAAGACCAACUGAAUGCACUGGGCCCACACAAAAAGAGUUCAUUACAUGAAGAAACUGCUUAUCAGAUUUUUCAUAUUUAAUCAAAAAUUUUUCGUUUAUAGUUUUUAUUUUUUUAAUAAUACAAAUAAACAUUUCGUUCAAUCGGUCAA
This is a messenger RNA of Scaptodrosophila lebanonensis, 600 nucleotides long. RefSeq lists its product as uncharacterized. Gene Ontology annotation, molecular function: protein binding. The transcript has 4 exons. Bases 42 to 428 code for a protein of 128 amino acids. NCBI's taxonomy places the organism in Eukaryota, Metazoa, Arthropoda, Insecta, Diptera, Drosophilidae. The record is from RefSeq and is a predicted model, not a curated record.